AUGAUCCGCGCCUUCUCCUUCCCGGCCAGCCCGGAGCGGAGCCGGCUGCGCGCCUGGCUGGAAGGCACCCUGGCCGGCUUGUGCGAGCUGCACUUGCUGCGGGAGCGCCAGGAGCGGCGCGUCCGGCAGGCGCUGCGCAUCGCCGCCGAGCCCUCGGCCGCCAAGCCCGGGAGUUGCGAGGCCGGGGGAGGCGGGGAGCCUUCGCCGGAGGAGCAGCUGGAUGCCCUUCCUGAGUUGAUGUGGGAAAUGGAACAGCAGCUGGGCUUAUUACGACUAUACGGCAACGAGAAGACGUGCGGGGAGGCAGUUGAGACAGACAGCUGGCCUAGUUCAGGUUUCUACGAGGGUCAACAGUCGGCAGUGGCCUCCGAUUCACCAGCUUCUGGAUUUGAAGAUUCUUCCUCCAGCAUCCCAUCAGCAUCUGGGUCCUAUUCCCGAAUCAGCCAUCUGGAAUCCCGCCUUGGAUAUUCCAACGAGCGCCCCAAAUCUAGGGCAGAGGAGGCGGCGGCGUCGGUCGACCAGUCUCCGUCGUUCGGGGCCUGCUCGGAGUCGAGCCUCGGGUCGGCCAAAGGCGGCGUGGUCCGACAGAGCAGCCUCUGCAAGCGACCCACCGAGCUGCUGUCCCUGCAGGCCGAGCGCAGGCACCCUCCGUCCAUGGAGAGGGGCAGCAGCACCCCCUCACCCUGCGGCCACGAGGGGGGUGCUGCUGUCACCACCACCCGUGUCUGGUCUUCAUGGGACGCUGCAGCCGAGAGGACUUUGGCCGCCAAGACAGUGGCGGAGGACUUUCACCCACUUCCAUCCAGUCUCCGGAAACCCCCCAAGCUGCAGGCGUUGGCCCAGGGGAGGUCUCCCUCCCUAGACCCCUAUGACACUCUCUAUCCCUCAUCCCCUCUGUUGGACAGGGAGGAACGGUCCUCACGGGGAAGCGUCCAGGAGCCAGUCUCCUACGAGUCGGAGGAAGGAGGCUGCCUGAUGGUCAAAGCCCAGUACAUCCCUGCCCAGCAGCCCCCCUGGGCCCAGCAGGCUCACCGGGGGGGCAGGAGGAAGCCCCCACCCCUGACCAAAGGCCGCUCGGUGGAACUGUCGCCUGAGCGGGUCCCUCUGCUGGUGAGGGAACGGCUGCGGGUUGUGGCCCCUGCCAAGAAGUGCCGCUUUACAGAAGAGGGGAGUGACGGGGCUGCGAGAAAGGGGGGCGGGAGGAAAAGUUCCCCCAAAUCCAAGAAAGCGGCUAGAUCUCAAUCGGAGAACAGCCUUCUGAACAGGUCCCGGCUGAAAUACGGGACUGUGGACCGGGAGGAAUCAGCACAGAAACCGUCCCGGCAGCGUCGGUUGCACAGGAACACGGGCAGCGGCUACCGCAAGUGGAGUUCAACAGCUGAGCUCUCUCAAGAGGAGCUGUCUCCCGGGAGCACCGUGGAGCCUCCACGGGGCCAACAGGGGCCAGGCCCUGCAGGGUACACCUACCCAGGCAGUGACUCCGAGUAUUCUGGCGAGCCAGCCAGGAGGGCUCCCGUGUGCCGCCUGGAAGAGGGCCUCGUUGGCGGAGACAGCGACUCUAGCCUGAGCGACGGGGACUCGCCCCCACCGUACAGCAGCGGCGCAUCCAGCGAUACAGACGAGAGUGGGGGUCUCGUGUGGCCGCAGCAGCUCUCCCCGCAGCUGGUGUCGGCGUCCGGCCCGGGAAAGGCUACCAGCGGGCAGCCCAAAGUGUUCGUCAAGAUCAAGGCCUCUCACGCACUCAAGAAGAAAAUUAUGCGCUUCCGAUCCGGCUCUCUCAAAGUCAUGACGACGGUGUAA
Molecule: messenger RNA, 1800 nt
Organism: Protobothrops mucrosquamatus (brown spotted pit viper)
Lineage: Eukaryota; Metazoa; Chordata; Lepidosauria; Squamata; Viperidae
Gene: DACT3
Product: dishevelled binding antagonist of beta catenin 3
Exons: 4
Coding region: 1-1800 (599 amino acids)
Biological process (GO): negative regulation of canonical Wnt signaling pathway
Cellular component (GO): cytoplasm
Source: RefSeq, a predicted model, not a curated record